Molecule: messenger RNA, 3385 nt
Organism: Carassius carassius (crucian carp)
Lineage: Eukaryota; Metazoa; Chordata; Actinopteri; Cypriniformes; Cyprinidae
Product: deleted in malignant brain tumors 1 protein
Exons: 12
Coding region: 611-3004 (797 amino acids)
Cellular component (GO): membrane
Source: RefSeq, a predicted model, not a curated record
UGACUAUGUUUCAAAGAAAUAUAUGAGAUAAGUGAUAAGUGACGUUACAUACAGCCAAGUAUGGUGACCCAUACUUGGAAUUCGUGUUCUGCAUUUAACCCAUCCAAAGUUCACACUUAGCAGUGAACACACACACACACACACACAGUUGGGGUUUCGGUGCCUUGCUCAAGGGCACCUCAGUCGUGGUAUUGAAGGUGUAGAGAGUGCUGUACUUUCACUCCCUCCACCUAUAAUUCCUACCACAUAUUAGCUUCAGGAAUGUACUAAUGUACUGUAUGAACCUUAAAUGCAUUUGUUUGAGACACAUUUGAUUUCACCUUCUUGGACUUACAGUAAAAAGGUUUUGUUGAAGUCAGCCAGUGGGAGGAACCAGAGCCAAAUAGAUUUAACCAAUCUCAAUCUCAACUCUAUGUCCUAUGGAGUAGGAGGCAACCUCAACAUUUAAAUAUGCCUGAUUCUAAUCAUGUGCUUUAUCAAGAGUGGACCUGCUAAUUUAGAGACAGAAAAACAAAAUCAGGAGUGAACAUUACAAAUCUGUAGAAGUGGAAAUUCUUUGUAAUUUCACAGACAAAUCCAGUGGUGUCCAUAUAUUUAGUGACAAGCAACAAUGUUGCUCAUUCUAUUUCUGAUUCUAGGCAAUACCAUUUCAAGUGCAUCUGAAUCAGUCAGACUGGUAAAUGGCAACAACUCUUGUUCUGGAAGACUGGAGGUUUUCUAUAACAAUCAGUGGGGAACAGUGUGUGAUGAUGGCUGGGAUCUAUCAGAUGCUGCAGUGGUGUGUAGAGAGAUGGGCUGUGGGGAUGCUAUUGAGGCAAAGAGUGGUGCUUAUUUCAGACCAGGUGGGGGACAAGUAUCAAUGAGCAAUAUUGGGUGCGUUGGAAAUGAGCCUAUGUUGAGCAGUUGCAGCUCUAAGAAAGUGGGAGAGUUUUACUGUGACCAUUCAAAAGAUGCUGGAGUCAUAUGUCGCUCCCUUGCCAGAUUGGUGAAUGGCAGUCACUCCUGUUCUGGACGAGUGGAGGUUUUCAAGGAUGGUCAGUGGGGAACAGUGUGCAGUAAUGGCUGGGAUUAUUCAGAGGCUGCAGUAAUAUGUACAGAAAUGGGCUGUGGGAGUGUUUUCGAGCAAAGGAUCGGUGGUUUUUUUGGCCAGGGAUCAGGACCAGUAUGGCUGAGUGAUGUACAAUGUUCUAACUCUGAAACUACUCUGAGGCACUGUACUUUUCAGGGAUGGGGACAAAACUCAUGUGGACAUGAGAAGGAUGCUACAGUCGCCUGCUACCGCAGAAUUAAGCUGGAAAAUGGCUUCAAUGCUUGCUCUGGAAGAGUGGAGAUUUAUAAUCGCUGGGGAAACAAUUGGGUAACUGUGGUUGGUGAUAACUGGGAUCUAUCAGAGGCUGCAGUGGUGUGUAGGGAGGUCGGAUGUGGGGAUGCUAUAGCAGCAAAGGGUGCUGCUUAUUUCGGGCAGGGAUAUAACGGGUUUCCAGUAUGGUUGAAUGAUGUCAGCUGUAUUGGCAAUGAGCCCACACUCUUUGCCUGUGAGUCCAAAAAAAUAGAAGAUUUCCAGCUGCAUUACAAGGAUGCUGGUGUCAUCUGUCAAUCUCUUGUUAAGCUGGUGAAUGGCACUAACUCUUGCUCUGGGCGAGUUGAAGUUUUCUUUGAUGGCCGGUGGGGAACAGUGUGUGAUGAUGGCUGGGAUCUAUCAGAUGCUGCAGCGGUUUGUAGAGAGAUGGGCUGUGGGGAUGCUAUUGAGGCAAAGAGUGCUGCUUAUUUUGGACAAGGAUCUGGACUCGUAUGGCUAAGUGAUUUACAGUGUGGCAGUUACUCUACUCUGAGAAACUGUAAUUCAAAGGGAUGGGGACAAAACAGCUGUGGACAUGAGAAGGAUGCUGGAGUCACCUGUCAACUUAAAAUCAGACUGGUGAAUGGCAUCUCCUCUUGUUCUGGACGAGUGGAGGUUUUUCGUGAUGGUCAGUGGGGAACUGUGUAUGAUGAUGGCUGGGAUCUGUUAGAUGCUGCAGUGGUGUGUAGACAGAUGGGAUGUGGAGAUGCUACAGAGGCAAUAGGCGGUGCUUAUUUUGGACAAGGUGCAGGACAAAUAUUUAUGGGCAGUGUAAACUGUGUUGGAAAUGAGGCCAUACUCAGUGCUUGUGAAUCACGUAGAACGGGAAUGUAUGACCAUUCAAAGGAUGCUGGAGUCAUCUGUAACCCUUCUCUCAGGCUCAUUAAUGGACACAACUCUUGUUUUGGAAGAGUGGAGGUUCUUUUUAAUGGAAUAUGGGGAACAGUGUGUGAUGAUGGAUGGGAUGCAUCAGAUGCUGCAGUGGUGUGUAGAGAGAUGGGCUGUGGGGAUGUGAUCGAGGCAAAGAGCGCUGCCUAUUUCGAUCAGGGAUCAGGACCUGUAUGGAUAAGUGAUUUACAAUGUUCCGACACUGACUCAAGACUAAGAGGUUGUAAAUCAGGUGGAUGGGGAAGAGGCACUUGUGGACAUGAGAAAGAUGCAGGAGUCAUCUGUGAGGAUAAUGUUAGGCUGGUCAGCGGCACCAACCCCUGUUCUGGACGAGUGGAGGUUCUUCUUGCCGGUCAGUGGGGAACAGUGUGUGAUAAUGGAUGGGAUGCAUCAGAUGCUGCAGUGGUGUGUAGACAACUUGGAUGUGGAACAGUUUUGGAAGUAAAGAAUGCGGCUUAUUUUGGAAAGGGUUCGGGAACAAUUUGGAUGAAUAAUGUAAACUGUUUUGGGAAUGAGGCUACACUGAUGAGCUGUUCAUAUAAUGCAACUCCAGACAGAUGUGACCAUGAGAAAGAUGCCGGAGUCAUUUGUGGAGCUGUUAAAGUCCUGUUGAGGGUUGAAGUGAAGGCUACCUUUGGAAUCAACCCAAACACUGCUGGAAUCAUAAAUAAAAUUUCAGAUGAGAUUGGAAAGAAGCUACGAAUAAAUGGGACUUUCACACUGAAAACUCAGACUGAUGGAAAUAUCUUUCAUAAGAGAAUAGGAGCCGCACCCUGAAAUAUUGGUCAUUUCUGGAAUACAGAGAAGACAACUAGCUAACACUAUCUUAUAGGACAUUGAUUGCUUCAUCCCUCUUUCAGUCUGACCUUUGGAAACACGACAAUGCUUUUAUAAUAUCCUUGUAUUUUUUUUAAUGACAAUGUAAGCAUAAUGUUUUUUGUUUAGAUAAGUAUUUUGAUACUGAUCUUUGUGUCACAUCCUAACAUGCUAAAUUUAAAUGUCAUAUAUUUAGUAAUCAAUGUCAAUAUUGUACAUAUAUUUUCAAUAUAAACAUGUCUGGAGCUAAAUUAAUUCAAAUAUUAGAACAGUAUGCUUAAUAAUAAUUUCAUUUAAUUCAAUUAAAUUCAAAUAGUUGCAUUAUAAACAUAAUUAAAGUGU